AUGACCCGCCGCCCAGUUCUUCCUGCAUGUUUGGCCAUUGCCGCUGGAUUGGCUUGCAUCAAUGGGCUUUGCCAAGCCUUUGUAGCAACACCAGGCCCUUCUGGCGCUGCCAUGAGUGUCAGACCAGCAAGCAGCUCAAAGUCAACGAAGCAAAGUGAUUUUGCUGGCAUCACUUGUGGUAUGGCCACAAGCGUGGCUGUGGCAGCCAUUGCAUCGCGGGCUUCUCGUGUCAUGGUGAGGGCAAAUCAGGGGUCUCCCAGCUUGAUCCAGGUGUUGGAGCAGAAGAAGCUUCUUUCCACCUUGGAGAACCUUCGCCUGCUUUCGGCGGCGGAAAAUGCCGGAGUCAAAGUCGACACUGUGGAGGAGCUCGGCCUGCUGACAUUUGCUGAAAGGCUGGGUCUUUUGAGCUUGGCAGAAAACGUCUUGACCAAUGGCACCACACCCUUCCUGAUGCUCGCAGGAUCAGGUGUCUUGGGAUUGCUUUCCCUUACUGCCGCCAGCCUUUCAGAAGGAAGCUUCUUGCAGUAUUUCAUUGCAGGCGCUUUGGGCGCUCCUGCUUUGGUGCUGGCGGUGGCCGCACUGGUGAUCCUUGUGGUCUUCGGCGGUGCUCGAAGGACUCGCAACAUCGAUGUUGAUGAGAAGGUUGUUGAAUAUGGGCCGAAAGGCUUCAACUACAGCUCCGGAACGCGAUCACGAUCUUUGCUGGAGACCGUGGAGCAGAAGCGACUGCUUUCUUUCUUGGAAGAAAAUCGCCUUCUCAGCUUGGCUGGGUCCCUGGUGAAUCGACCUUUGACACUGACAGAGAAUCUCCGAGUGUUGAGCACCCUGGAGAAAGCUGGGAUCCUUUCCCAGGUGGAGAGCCUCGCAGCGCAACGCUAUGGAGGUGUUCCCUUCGGCCUAGGAGGCUUCGCAAUCUUGGCCGCGGCGGUGUUUGCAGCGUUCACACUGCCCAACGGACUGGUGCCGGCUCUGCUGCUGGCACUGCCUGGGUUGGUUCUGGUCAUCAUUGGCGUAGCAAUUGGACUGGUGAAGCCUCCCUUGUUGGGCAGCUCAGGGUGGAGAUUUGGAUGGAACGAACAGUCAGCGGAACAUGAAGAGCGUAAGCUCUCGCAUAUUUUCCGUGCUGUGAGACUUGCCACUUCGCAGAAUGCUCUGCAACCUCGCUUGGAGACUUACUUGGAUGAGGAUUGGGACACUGUCUUGAACAUGAAGGAUGCCUGUAGUCGGAAGAGCAAAGCUCGCAAGUCCACGAACAUGUCGGUUCCAAGUGACGGCCAGUGGAGUAAGCUUUUCACUGGACAGGUGAGGAAUAUGGUGAGAUCACACGUGUGGUACUUUGUCCUCGUGGACUGCAGUGCCUUGCAAGACAGUGUGAAAUUUGAGUACGAAAUAUCUCAGCUGAACCAGGGCCAAUCUCACUUCUCUGUAGAAACCAGAUGGACGCUUCCGUCGAACAUUCUUUCGCUUCUUUGCUUCGUGCUUUUUUGCGGCCUCUUUGCAAAAAGGUGCUUGGCAGAAAUGUCCAGUGUGGGAAGAUUGCAUACUGUGAUUUGGGCUUUGGCCGCCGUGAUUGCCAUGCAGCUUCUGGCACAGUCGCUACAUGCCUUGCAUUUGUGGAGGUACAGCUACAAUGGCAGUGGUAUCAAAAUCUUUGAAGCUACUGCUGAAAUCAUGUUCAUUUUGUCUCAGCUGGUCCAGUCAACGCUGCUGAUUCUGAUUGGGUAUGGUUACACGCUCAUGCCUGUGGAUGUGCAGCCAGGAACAGUCUUGCUGAUUUUCAGCAUAAGUGCCGUGAUUCACAUCAUCUUAGUUCUUCUCACAAAGGCAGAGGAUUCGGCGGACAAAUUCCACGACUAUGAUGGCCUUGCGGGAAAAAUGCUGCUUGGCUUCCGCUUGGCAGCUUUCGUCAUAUUCCUUUGGUGCUUGAAAAGCACCAUCAGAGGCGCACCCUUCAGGAUUCGCAAUUUGCUGACAAAGUUUGGCUUUAUCGGCACUUUGUAUUUCGUGGGACCUCCAUGUCUUGUGCUGUUGGUUCUGGUAUUUGCACCGUACUGGCGGCCGCCUUUAUUGAACACGAGCUUGAUGUUUCUGCAGAUUGGCACUGCUUGGUGGUUGCACAACCUCUUCCUAUCCAGAGGAGAAUAUUUCAAGGUGUCGGAGCUCAAUUCCUCGAGCCUUCCAGGGGGAACACCUCGGUCUCCUCGGGAUUCGCCGUACUCACCCAAGAGAGAUUAG
This is a messenger RNA of Cladocopium goreaui, 2235 nucleotides long. The record is from the annotation of a GenBank genome assembly. Lineage: Eukaryota; Dinophyceae; Suessiales; Symbiodiniaceae.